Messenger RNA from Desarmillaria tabescens, 1176 nucleotides. RefSeq lists its product as uncharacterized. Bases 1 to 1176 code for a protein of 391 amino acids. The transcript is spliced from 5 exons. Lineage: Eukaryota; Fungi; Basidiomycota; Agaricomycetes; Agaricales; Physalacriaceae. The record is from RefSeq and is a predicted model, not a curated record.
AUGUGUAUUAUUCUUUCCCUUGUCUUCAUUGGGACCAUAUCAUGCGUAUUCAGUGGCGCCGAUGCGGGUGAUCCGCCUUUCAAAAAGACGUUGGACAGUGUUGCUCCAGGUAUUGUCCUGAUCGGGGACAACGUCGAUGUAGACGUUGAUGAACCCUCAAUCACGAUUCGGUGGUCUAUCAUGGCAUGUGGCCAGGGCAAUGUGCUCCCAGGUUCAGAGGGUUCACACGGUAGCAAUAACUGCGGGCUUCCCAAUGAGCUUGUAUACAUAUACGUCGAUGGGUCGAUAUACAGAGAUCCCCAGCCGACAGCGACGUACAACCCUGCUGAGAUACCAUUCAACAAAGAUACCGGUUUACGGAGAAACAUACAAAACCUUGUGCAAUUCGAUAGUGACCACGUCCUCGACGUGAGCAAAGCCCGGCUCUAUCCAUUUGAUAAAUACUACCUCUCAAGCACCCUGCAUGCCGUAUCGGGUACUACCAACCAAACUUUGACUAUAAGCAAACUCGCUACAUUGGCGCUGACAGCAAACUUUGACAUCCACUCGACAGAUGUGGAGAGCUAUUCGGACUUGGCUGAUGGCACGAGACUUCCGACGAGGGAUCUGGACAUGUACAUCAAUCGCCCGACGGAUGCCCGUGGAAUCGCACUCCUGCUGUUCAUCGUCUCAUGGAUCUUAACACACGUCUGUAUCGGUCAUGUUAUCCUCGCCCGCAGGCUGCAUACUGCCAAACCUGUGCUCAAGCAUCUCGUCUCUGUGGGCGCGAUGCUCGUGGCACUCCCACAACUGAGGAACAGCAUGCCCGACGCGCCGGGCUUGGAUGGAUUUUUGAUUGAUACAAUCGGGUUCUUCCCUCAAAUGGUCAUUGUGGGGAUGUGCAUAAUUAUUUUACUGCUUAUCGUCGUCUCGAGGGAGAUGCAUGCCAAGACGCGGGAGAUAUCUGCCCCCCCACCCCGCCCGAUGACUGUGUUCAAAGGGGACGUACCGCCGCCACCCAAGGUGCCGACGACAUCGAUGGAGAUGGCUCCUUAUGAGAUGUACAGGCUGAUGAAGCACUUGAAAGGACAAUAUGUCUUUCCCCCGGUUGCGCCUCCUACUCCUCCUGCACCGAAGAAAAGCAUGAACAAGCAUUGGAGGUAUAUGACCACAAUGGGGCCGAUAUCAGAAUGUUGA